This is a messenger RNA of Puma concolor (puma), 417 nucleotides long. NCBI's taxonomy places the organism in Eukaryota, Metazoa, Chordata, Mammalia, Carnivora, Felidae. The record is from RefSeq and is a predicted model, not a curated record.
AUGACGGAUACACUUGAUAAGUUGGAAUUCAUUAAAAUUAAAACCUUCUGCUCUGUGAAGGACAAUGGUAUCCUGGAAUUCAUCAGUGUGGCGGUGGGACUGGUCAGUAUUAGAGGUGUGGACAGUGGUCUUUACCUUGGAAUGAAUGACAAAGGAGAACUCUAUGGCUCAGAGAAAUUGACUUCUGAAUGCAUCUUUAGGGAGCAAUUUGAAGAGAACUGGUAUAAUACCUACUCAUCCAACAUAUAUAAACACGGAGACACUGGCCGCAGGUACUUUGUAGCGCUUAACAAAGACGGAACCGCGAGAGACGGUGCCAGAUCCAAAAGACAUCAGAAAUUUACACACUUCCUGCCCAGACCAGUGGAUCCGGAAAGAGUGCCUGAAUUGUACAAGGACAUACUGAUGUACAGUUGA